Messenger RNA from Drosophila kikkawai, 664 nucleotides. RefSeq lists its product as uncharacterized. The record is from RefSeq and is a predicted model, not a curated record. Lineage: Eukaryota; Metazoa; Arthropoda; Insecta; Diptera; Drosophilidae.
AUAACAAAGGCAUUAGUUGUUCGAUAUAAGUCAAUAUAAAAAUGCGCAACUUAAAGACGUUGCACUGCAGUUUCCAUUGCAACGUUCAUCAAAAUGCUAGCAAAGAUUCUUCUAUUGCUUGCUCUUCUGGUAUUGGUUCGAGGAGAUCCAGAGGCCCCGAUUGUCCGUCUUGCUCCAUAUUCUCCUUCUGGCUGGCAACCGCAGAUUCCCUUUAAUCUACCCAAUGAGUAUCUACCGGCUAGGAGCUCGUAUCCGCGUGUAGAGGUAACCAAGGCGCGAGUGGAGCAAGUGUAUCCUUCCCAACAAUUGGAUAUACCCGAAGCAGUGAGUAAGCAGCCCAGCUCCCGUCCUGCAAACCAAUAUGGUGCGCCAGAUCCAGGCUUCAAAAUAGUUUACCCCGAUGAGGAGGAGCCUGUAUCACCUAAGGAUUCAGCUGAACCCAAUCAACCAAACAUCAGGGAAGGACGCUACUUUAUAAUAUCCCAGGAUAACAAACUCCAGAGAGUUACAUUCAGUUCGGAGCAGGAUGGAAACGAUGAGGAUUUUACAGCCCGUUUGAGUUACUCCACUGUGGGACAGCUCAAGGAUCCUGUCUACCGAUACAAUAGCCAGGGACAGUUGGAGCGGGUGCUGAAGAAGUAAUUAUUAAUUAUGUGACAUUUAU